GUCGUCGAACCUGCGAAGAAGAAGCGCAAGACCAGCGAAGACCCCGAGGCUGUCGCGACCAACAUCGGUCCACCCAAGGGAGCGAAGAGGACGUCUUCAGCAGCGACGGCCAUGACGAAUGGCACCACCAAGCCGAACGGGACAAAGGGCAAGACUCGAGCGGAUCAGUCUGCCGUAAAUGGAGAGGCGAUGGAGGUGGAGGAAGCUGCCAUCGAGCCGGACGACGACGACGCCCCAGAACCCCCAGCGCCGCGAGCAGGACGAGGCACAAAACAGGCUAAGAUGAAGAAUGGAGCAGCCGUCCCUGCACGACCCUCGAAAGAGGAGGAGAGGCUCAGGCGGGAGGUGGAGGAUCUGCGCGCCCAACUUACUGCAGCACAAGAGGCGACAACCGAGCGAGACAAGUUGGACAAGACCCUUCAAGAACUCUUCCGGUUACGUUCCGAGCCUGAGCAAGAGCUGAAGGAGUUUCAGGCUCUGUUCGACGACACCGUGCAAAAGAAGGACAGUCUCAUACACGAGCUUACCGGACAACUAUCCCAACUACAAUCCCCUUCCAAGUCUAGUGCUAAUGGGACGCAUACCCUGCACUUCAUGACCCGCGAAGCCGCCGAUGCAGAGAAGAAGGCGCUGCUGGAGGAGAACUCUCGACUGAAGGAGGCCCUCAAGCAACGAGACGCGGCGGUGACCGCUAAAGAGCAGGAGGUGCUAGAUGCCCGCGAAGAAGCCAAGAUGACAAAGAAGGAGCUGGAGCUGGAAAUUGAGCGUUCCAAGACGAUGGUGUCACGUACCGGUGGGCCCUUAGUCCCACGUUCGAUCAAGGCAACGGCCACAGAACUUCGCAAUGCGGUUGUGAUCAAGCUCUACGAAGACAUGACCAACUUCCUUGUCAUGAACGUCAAGAUGGAGAAGUCCCCCGAGUGGCCUGAUAUCGAGGAAGAGUUGAUGACGUGCGUAUACACGUAUUCCAGCGAAGAUGACGCCAAGUUCUGUACGUGGUACACUGUUUCGGAGUACUUGUGCUGCCGUCUUAUCUGCUCUGCGACCCUAACAGCGCUUAACUUCGUCCUGCGGAACAUGUACGGCCGGCCAGACAACAUGCCAGUAAACCAGCGGGUGUCGCGCGACGAACUCGUGCUCAAGGUCAAAUACGUCCCGAAUGACCUCGACAAGGAAGACCCCGACAUCGUGGAGCGGCUUGAUUUCUUCAAGGACCCGUUCAUGUUCGCGCGCGACCAGAUGACGGUCUUUUUGCGGACGCUCAAUGAGACUGUGCAAGGGAUCUUCGAGCACAAAGGGAGCGCGGGCGUAGGGAACGAAUCUACUGAAGUCAUCGUCGUCGAGUAA
Molecule: messenger RNA, 1347 nt
Organism: Epithele typhae
Lineage: Eukaryota; Fungi; Basidiomycota; Agaricomycetes; Polyporales; Epitheliaceae
Exons: 4
Source: RefSeq, a predicted model, not a curated record